This is a messenger RNA of Pogona vitticeps (central bearded dragon), 1341 nucleotides long. Lineage: Eukaryota; Metazoa; Chordata; Lepidosauria; Squamata; Agamidae. The record is from RefSeq and is a predicted model, not a curated record.
AUGCGGCACAGCUUAACACAGCUGCCAACUGACAGUGACAACAAGGAUGAGAGAGAAAGAGAGCCGCCGCCAACAGGGAAUGGAGCUUGUCUUCUUCAGGCUGAGCUGGUGAAUUAUGAGCGAGUCAAAGAAUACUGCCUGAAAGUACUGAAGAAAGAAGGAGAGAAUGUCAAGGCACUCUAUCGGUCAGGUGUAGCCUUCUACCACCUUGGAGACUAUGACAAGGCACUUUACUACUUGAAAGAAGCACGCUCCCGACAGCCAGCAGAUACCAACGUUGUACGGUACAUUCAGCUGACAGAAAUGAAGCUUAGCAGAUGUUCCCAGAGGGAAAAAGAAGCGUUGUGAGAAGAAACCCAGUUCGGUGGGCAUGAGUAGACACUUCCUCCCUCAUUGGGUAGCACUUCCACUUUAUUGACUCCACCUUAGUUGACUUCCUGCCCGCUUCCUUCUUUACUUUUGAUCUGGACUCAAGUGAACUGUUUGUUUUCAGAAAAGACUUGACCUGUGGAUUUGACCACAUCUACUUGCUGGCACAAGGAUAACAUUCCAGCUCUCCUAGCAGAAUUGCUGCCAGAGUCGGCCGUGUCCUGCAGCUUUGGCCAAAAGCCUGAGGCAAGCAAUGGAAGGGUGUUGACUUGGCCUUGCACUUGCUUACCAGUCGCUGCCUGUUUUACCAGCCAUACCAGCCAACCAUCAGGAGGCUCACUCUUUCAAAUGCCAUGGAAGCAGCCAAGGAAGAAUGCUUUCAGCAUCCGCAGAAGAGACACGAACUCCCACAACUCACUUUGGGAACUUCCUUCCACUUGUAGAUUUUCAUGGUCCAGAAAGACACCACCUGCUAAAUAGCCUAUGCCAAUGAAUGAGACUCAUUUGCAAUACAUUCUGUUUAAAGCACAGGGGAAGCACAAUGUACUUUAAGCAAUGAGCUCCAAAAAUUGGGAAGGGCUGUAGGGGACAUGAUGGAAGCUAAAAGACGAUAUGAAAAGACAGUAUUAUUUCGGGAAUAAAAUUUAUGGAAUGAUUAAUAGCAAAUACACAUUGCUUGACAGACAGCAAUCCCUUAUAUAUUUUUAGAAGGCAUGUCUGGGCCCUAGUAUGUAGUGGGGCAGCAUGACUUUGUAACUGAUUUCAGUUCAGACAGUGGAAACAGGAGCACUGAAUUAUGGAUGUAUCGCCAUAUUGAUAUGCACCUGUGGGCAAGUCAUGUACCUUUCCCGUGCCUCAGUUUCUCCAUCUGUACAGUGGAGAUAAUAAUGCCUCCCUACCUCACAGGGGGUGUUGUGAGGGUUUGUUAGUUGAUGUUUGUACAGUGCUAAAUAUUAUUAUUGGUACAUGGGA